Messenger RNA from Triticum turgidum subsp. durum (durum wheat), 1245 nucleotides. Lineage: Eukaryota; Viridiplantae; Streptophyta; Magnoliopsida; Poales; Poaceae. The record is from the annotation of a GenBank genome assembly.
AUGGGCUUGUGGGCCUCGUUGAUGUCCACAGCGGAGACAUGGUGUGUUCGUGGGCUUAAUCAAUUUCCAUCCCUCUCGCACUGGCAGCGGGUCCAGUGUCACUUUAGGUCACCCGCAUUUCACGCCAUGGGCUGCCGCAUAAGCUGUGAGGAGGGCGAGCCGGCGGCGGCGGCGCUGGAGGACGACAACCUGCUCUCCGAGAUCCUCCUCCGCCUGCCGCCGCUCCCGUCCUCCCUCCCGCGCGCCUCCGCCGUCUGCAGGCGCUGGCGCAGCCUCAUUUCCGACCCAGCCUUCUCCCGCCGCUUCCGCCUCCACCACCGCCGCAACCCUCCACUCCUCGGCUGCUUCCGCGCAGGUGCCGACGGCCCGUCCUUCGAGCCUACUCUGGAGGCCCCAGAUCGUGUUCCGCCCGGGCGUUUUUCCUUGCAGUCCGACCUUGUCCACUUCCAGUUCCGGGUCCUCGGGUGCCGCCAUGGCCUUGUAUUAAUCCUCGACCCAACGAGGCUCCAGUUGCUGGUAUGGGCCCCCGUCACCGGCCACCAGCACAACGUAUCCAUUCCCACGGGAUUCGAUCGGCUCAAGUUGGUCCGCGGGGCGGUGCUCCGCGCUGCUCCCGGGGACGUCCACUUCCAGAUCGUCUUGGUAGUGGCAGACCACGAUGAGAUGCAACAUGGACGAGCGCUGGCCUGCGUUUACUCGUCCAAGACCGUGGCGUGGGGUAAUCCCAUCUUAACAUCGAUUCCCUCCGGGAACGAAUUUCCCACCAGGGCUUCUGGGGAUCUGGCUGUGCUGGCUGGGCAUUCCCUUUACUGGAUACUUUAUGGUAAUUUGCCAAAUAUCCUUGAGUUUGAUUUGGAGAGGGAGAGCCUGGCCGUGAUACCGUUGCCAGCAAAUAUGUUUGAUGUUCAAGGCUUCACACUCAUGCGGGCUGAGGAUGGUGAGCUGGGUUUUUUCUCCGUGUCAGGCCUCACUGCCCGGUUAUGGAAGAGGAACACCAUCUGUAAUGGUGUUCGAUCAUGGGGGAUAGUAAGAACUGUUGAAUUGGACAAGCUACUUUCCCUGGAUCCAGAGGAGCAUGUAACCAUAUAUGGGUUUGCUGAGGAUAAUAAUUUGGUGUUCCUGCGGGUCGGUAUGAGCAUCGUCUUCACUGUCCAGAUUGAGUCAUUGCGGUUCAAGAAAGUUUUCGACACCUACAAAUGGCUUUGUUAUUAUCCAUUUGAAAGUGUCUAUGCUGCAGGUAUCUAG